Messenger RNA from Prunus armeniaca (apricot), 732 nucleotides. The record is from the annotation of a GenBank genome assembly. Lineage: Eukaryota; Viridiplantae; Streptophyta; Magnoliopsida; Rosales; Rosaceae.
AUGGCAGAUUGGGAGAUCGGGAGAUUGGAAGAGAGAGAGGAGACGGUGGAGGUGGAUCUUUUUGCUUUUCUAUGCUGGGAUAUUUGGAAUGACAAAAACAAUCUGUUGUUUCAAGGACGCAGUCUUGAGAGUGUAUCAGUGUUUAACAAAGCUUUGGCUUAUCAGACGGAGUUUUACUGUGUAACUCUUGCCCCUAUAUGCUCCCAUAAUAGGCAAGGGCCUAGUCAGAGUUCUGUUAAUUGGCAUGCCCCAUUGGAUGGUCAGUACAAAAUUAAUGUUGAUGGGGCAGCCAAACUUGCUGGGUUAUUACGGGGAGUUGGAGUAGUGAUUCGCAAUGGAAAUAAAGAGUUUAUGGCUGCUUGUUCUCGACAAGUGAUAGGACAUUUUAGUGCACAAGCUAUGGAACUAACUGCUGCAAAGGAAGGUCUUCAGUUCACAUAUGAUCUUGGCUUUCGUGACAUAGUGUUAGAAAUGGAUGCGCAGGGGGUGGUAGAUAGAAUCAACUCUAAUGAAGAGUGUUUUGAAGCUGAAGGGAAUAUAGUGGAAGAUAUCAAGGAGAUGCAGGGGUGGUUUAGAUCUUUCUCCUGUAAUUGGCAACGACGAGAAGGUAACAAGGUUGCCCAUGAGCUAGCUCAAUUUGGCACUCGGAACGCUAGUUUUUUCACAUGGAUUGAGGAGGAGCCAUUAUGGCUAACUCCUUUUCUUUCUGCAGAUAUAGAAGCUAAUGGUUGA